Molecule: messenger RNA, 1138 nt
Organism: Prorocentrum cordatum
Lineage: Eukaryota; Dinophyceae; Prorocentrales; Prorocentraceae
Source: the annotation of a GenBank genome assembly
AUGGAUGAAGACAGUGGGGCGCUCGUGCUUACAUCAGAUACAGACGACGCCGAUGUUCACGCGUUGAAGGUACUCCUGACGGACAGCAACCACUACCGUUUGCCCACUGACGAUCCUGAAGGACAACUGUGUGAAGAAGCUUCGGUACCAACUCGAGCGGUGGAGACAUUGCAGCGCGCUAUCAAGAAUAUCAACGACCGCAUCCUCAAGAAGGGCUAUGGCUUUUCAGUUUCUUGUGCCCAGGAGGACCAGAGUUCAACUUCGCUGACGCUGGCCACCCAGGACCUGAAGUACGGCAUGGGCCAGGAGCGCGACAACACCGAGGGGGAUCACGCCACUUGCGGCGCACAAAGCGCGAGGCAGUCAACGGAUUUUGCCGGCACCAAUACAGGACUAACGGUGCUAUUUCCAGUUGGCUACAGGUACAGCUGGGGCACGAUUAACAGCAUGCAUCGCAACUACAUCAGCAAGGUACAGACGAUCUCCAAGCCGAUCGGGAAGCCAUCCUCUCCUGAGUGCAGGCUUUGGACAGCUAUGUGCAACGUGCGACGGGCAGGAGCUGCAGCAGCUGAACGACAGGACGAGGUUCCAAUGCUCAAGUGGCUAUUCAACGACAACGUGACUCAAGAUGGAGAUGGUCAUGGCUACAUCAACGAGAAUGGCUUUCGCUCACAGAUAUGGGUUCAAUCACCGUUGAAGCAGAACGGCAACAUUGCGAACAACAAGACCAGGCGGGCAGACGGAUGCGCACAUGGCUAUGUCAACGCUGACAACCAACCUUUGGAAAAGCCAUAUCGCUUCGACACCAACAUCCAUAUGAACAUGACCUCGAUGCGCCGCCCGGGGCGUGGAACUCAACGACACGCAGUGAUUGAGAGGUCAGUGCCAGGACAAGGAAUCAAGAGAACGGCCUACACCACGAUAUACACGAUGCAGAUGUGCAAGAGUUUGGGUAUGUACUUGCGCACUGUGACUUUACAGCUCCAGCUCUUGGUGCCGAAGGCUCGGCGGCAAAUGCUAUUUUUACAGUCACGCACGGUUUACUGGAACCAGGUCAAUGGCGUGGACUUCGCGCAGGACCCAGACUGGCACUACCCUCAGGCACUGCAGGCCAGCUCUGGCCUCGUUCGGGGCUGGC